Molecule: messenger RNA, 1460 nt
Organism: Etheostoma cragini (Arkansas darter)
Lineage: Eukaryota; Metazoa; Chordata; Actinopteri; Perciformes; Percidae
Gene: cers3b
Product: ceramide synthase 3b
Exons: 11
Coding region: 299-1420 (373 amino acids)
Biological process (GO): ceramide biosynthetic process
Cellular component (GO): membrane
Molecular function (GO): DNA binding; sphingosine N-acyltransferase activity
Source: RefSeq, a predicted model, not a curated record
UCUUAUUUUGUGUGUGAAAGUUCCUUUUUAACCUGCACUGACUCCUCCUCGUCUGCCCCACCACUGAAUAGAGCCUUUGUGGGGGCUUUGCAGCAUUCCACUGGAAUUCUUGCAGGUUAGGGUACGCAAACUAUUUCACACUGAAAUGACUGCUGCAGGUUAACAUCUACAGCUAGGGUUCGGGGUGUCCAGUGCCGAGCUAACAUUACUGAGCUAACAAGGACUUGCUGCAACUUCCAGGGUGUGAUAAGAAGAGCAGACAGAGUGGAAGGGAAGGAUCCCAUUGUUUCUACUCAGCAUGUUGCAGACAGUCAGUGAGUGGCUGUGGUGGGAGUGUCUCUGGCUGCCAGCAAAUGUCUCCUGGUCCGAUCUGGAGGACAGUGAUGGUCGUGUCUAUGCUAAAGCCUCUCAGCUUUACACUGCUCUGCCCUGCGCCCUCGGCCUGCUCCUCGUCAGGUACUUGUUUGAAAGGUUCCUGGCCACACCACUGGCUAAUGUUUGGGGAGUCAGAAACAGUGUACGUCUCACUGCAGAACCAAGCCCCAUCCUAGAAAACUACUUCUCCAGCCAAGCACGGGCUCCAUCACAGGCUGAUGUGAGGUAUUUGUGUAAGAAGACCAGCUGGCCAGAAAGGAGAGUUCAAGUGUGGUUCAAGAGGAGGAGGAAUCAGGAGCGUCCAGGGCUUCGCAAGAGGUUCUGCGAGGCCAGUUGGAGAUGUGUGUUUUAUCUUUUUGCAUUUGUCUGUGGAGUCCUAGCUCUCUAUGAUAAACCUUGGCUUUAUAAUAUGAAGGAGGUUUGGGCAGGCUUCCCUAAACAGUCCAUGCUGCCAUCUCAGUACUGGUAUUAUCUGUUGGAAAUGGGCUUCUACCUUUCUCUGCUCCUCAGCCUCACAUUUGAUGUAAAACGGAAGGACUUCAAAGAGCAGGUGAUUCAUCACAUAGCCACACUGACUCUUCUAAGUUUCUCCUGGAUUUCAAACUACAUCCGUAUCGGAACCCUUGUGAUGGCAGUCCAUGACUCCGCUGACAUACUGCUAGAGGGUGCAAAGGUAUUCAACUAUGCAAAGUGGCACCAGACUGCUAAAGUCAUGUUUGUGGUGUUUGCGGUUCUCUUUAUGGUGACAAGACUUGUCAUUUUUCCUUUCUGGUUGAUUCACUGUACAUGGGUGUACCCAGUGCAGAAGUUUGCUCCCUUCUUUGGCUACUACUUCUUCAAUGUGAUGUUAUUGGUUCUUCAGAUACUCCACCUCUACUGGGCUGUUCUUAUAUCACGAAUGGUUUGCAAGGUUAUCUUCAGCAAGCUGGAAGGCGACGACCGGAGCGAUGAAGAGGAAAAUGACAGUGACUCACCAAAGGAAGGUUACCACAAAUUGAGUCACACAAACAGCUCUGGAGCCAGAGGCCGGGCCAGUGGCCACUGACACAUGGCAACACAUUCAGCCUCAAUUGCUGAAUCUAAUU